UUACAGGCGUGAGCCACCGCGCCCGGGCUUGAUUGUUCUUUUGAGCCAAGAAUCUGGGCCUCAGCCUAGGCAUCUUGUGGAGCCCAGGAAUCCGGGCCCCCAACUCCUACUGCGCUAGCUCCCAGGAAUUUUGCCCCCAGCACACCCCACCCCUAUCCACUGAUAUCUGAGACCCGCGUCCAGCCCAGUCCCUUCCCCUGCGGCGCCCGGUGCCAAUGGGUACUAGGGGAGCAUUUUGCUGCCCCUUCAAGAUCCUUAAAUACAGGAAUCUAGCCUCUAUUUCUUGGGGAGACCCAGCAGUCAGGGGUCGUAGUCCAGAACCAUCUAAAGCCCAGGAAUACUGCUCUCAAUUCUGCUCUCCCUCAGGGCUCCACGAGACAGAGAUGCUAGCCCACAAACCCCAUUGAACUGAGGGGCCUGGUCCCCCAAUCCGCUGCGACCCAGGUGUCUUAAGGUUUCAUCCAGCAAGGAAGGGGUGGGGGCGGAACAGACCAGGAAGGAGGGGCUAGGAAGGGAGCGGAAGAAAGGAGUGAGGUGAGACGGGGGCGGGGACCUGAGCUGGGGGGCUCUGUACUAAACAAACCCUAAACAUGCGGGUUUCUAUGGUAACGGUCUUCCCUGGCCUACCCUGGAGACUCCUCUAGGGCUGUGUCGAGGAGGGCAGCCCCCAGGAGUCUCCACGCCGCCAGCUGUUGUGUCUUCCUGUUUUGUCACCACGGCAACGGUGACCUCAGCCCUCCACCCAGCUCACUGGGUUGGGGCGGGAGCUCCACGUUACUUUUACCCCGGGGGGCGUGGUCUGCUCUUGGCCCCGCCUCAGGGCGGGGCUGGGAUAGCCCAAGCUCGGGGAAGUCCCUGUCCACCGCCCUAGCCGGAGCUGCGCCCCGCCCCGGCCCCGCCCCCGUCCCGCCCGCGCUGGCUCCCCAGCCCGCCAACCCCACCCAGCCCUCAGACCCUUCCAGCUGCAGCUGUUGUCUUUGCUUCAGCCGCAGUCGCCACUGGCUGCCUGAGGUGCUCUUACAGCCUGUUCCAAGUGUGGCUUAAUCCGUCUCCACCACCAGACCUUUCUCCGUGGGUUCCUCUGCUAAGACCGCUGCCAUGCCAGUGACGGUAACCCGCACCACCGUCACAACCACCACGACGUCAUCUUCGGGCCUGGGGUCCCCCACGAUCGUGGGGUCCCCUCGGGCCCUGACACAGCCCCUGGGUCUCCUUCGCCUGCUGCAGUUGGUGUCUACCUGCGUGGCCUUCUCGCUGGUGGCUAGCGUGGGCGCCUGGACGGGGUCCAUGGGCAACUGGUCCAUGUUUACCUGGUGCUUCUGCUUCUCCGUGACCCUGGUCAUCCUCAUCGUGGAGCUGUGCGGGCUCCAGGCCCGCUUCCCCCUGUCUUGGCGCAACUUCCCCAUCACCUUCGCUUGCUACGCGGCCCUCUUCUGCCUCUCGGCCUCCAUCAUCUACCCCACCACCUACGUCCAGUUCCUGUCCCACGGCCGUUCCCGGGACCACGCCAUCGCCGCCACCUUCUUCUCCUGCAUCGCGUGUGUGGUUUACGCCACCGAAGUGGCCUGGACCCGGGCCCGGCCCGGCGAGAUCACUGGCUACAUGGCCACCGUGCCAGGGCUGCUGAAGGUGCUGGAGACCUUCGUGGCCUGCAUCAUCUUCGCGUUUAUCAGCGACCCCUCCCUGUACCAGCACCAGCCGGCCCUGGAGUGGUGUGUGGCGGUGUACGCCAUCUGCUUCAUCCUAGCGGCCAUCGCCAUCCUGCUGAACCUGGGAGAGUGCACCAACGUGCUACCCAUCCCCUUCCCCAGCUUCCUGUCGGGGCUGGCCUUGCUGUCUGUCCUCCUCUAUGCCACUGCCCUUGUUCUCUGGCCCCUCUACCAGUUCGAUGAGAAGUAUGGCGGCCAGCCUCGGCGCUCGAGAGAUGUAAGCUGCAGCCGCAGCCAUGCCUACUACGUGUGUGGCUGGGACCGCCGACUGGCUGUGGCCAUUCUGACGGCCAUCAACCUACUGGCGUAUGUGGCUGACCUGGUGCACUCUGCCCGCCUGGUUUUUGUCAAGGUCUAAGACUCUCCCAAGAGGCUCCCGUUCCCUCUCCAACCUCUGUUCUUCUUGCCCGAGUUUUCUUUAUGGAGUACUUCUUUCUUCUGCCUUUCCUCUGUUUUCCUCUUCCUGGCUCCCCUGCUUCCCACCUUUUUCUUUCCUUCCCAAUUCCUUGCACUCUAACCAGUUCUUGGAUGCAUCUUCUUCCUUCCCUUUCCUCUUGCUGUUUCCUUCCUGCGUUGUUUUGUUGCCCACAUCCUGUUUUCACCCCUGAGCUGUUUUUCUUUUUUUUUUUUUUUUUUUUUUUUAAGACGGAGUCUCACUCUGUAGCCCAGGCUGGAGUGCAGUGGUGCGAUCUCGACUCACUGCAACCCCUGCCUCCUGGGUUCAAGCGAUUCUCCUGCCUCAGCCUCCCAAGUAACUGGGAGGACAGGUGUGAGCUGCCGCACCCAGCCUGUUUCUCUUUUUCCACUCUUUUUUUCUUAUCUGUUUUCUGGGUUACCUGUUGGCUUUCUUAUCUGCCUGUUUUGCAACCACCUUCUCCUGUGUCCUUGGGAGCCCUGAGACUUCUUUCUCUUCCUGCCUCCACCCACCUCCAAAGGUGCUGAGCUCCCACAUCCACACCCCUUGCAGCCGUCCAUGCCACAUGCCAAAGCAUGCCUGCCCACCCUCGCUGUGCCUUAGUCAGUGUGUACGUGUGUGGGGGGGGGGGGGGGUAGCUGGGAUUGGGCCCCCUUUCUCCCAGUGGAGGAAGGUGUGCAGUGUACUUCCCCUUUAAAUUAAAGAAAAAAAAAAAGAUAUAUAUAUAUAUAUUUGGAGGUCAGUAAUUUCCAAUGGGCGGGAGGCUUUAAGCACAGACCCUGUGUCCCUAGGCCCCGCCUGGCACUCAGCCUUGCCAGAGAUUGGCUCCAGAAUUUUUGCCAGGCUUACAGAACACCCACUGCCUAGAGGCCAUCUUAAAGGAAGCAGGGGCUAGAUGCCUUUCAUCCCAACUAUUCUCUGUGGUAUCAAAAAAAAAAAAAAAAAAAAAGGAGUCGGGGCCGGGCUGGUGGCUGACGCCUGUAAUCCCAGUACUUUGGGAGACCAAGGCAGGCAAUCAUCUGAGGUCAGGAGUUCAAGACCAGCCUGGCCAACAUGGUGAAACCACGUCUCUA
Molecule: messenger RNA, 3197 nt
Organism: Nomascus leucogenys (northern white-cheeked gibbon)
Lineage: Eukaryota; Metazoa; Chordata; Mammalia; Primates; Hylobatidae
Gene: MYADM
Product: myeloid associated differentiation marker
Biological process (GO): negative regulation of heterotypic cell-cell adhesion
Cellular component (GO): cell-cell junction; plasma membrane
Source: RefSeq, a predicted model, not a curated record